Molecule: messenger RNA, 1104 nt
Organism: Tupaia belangeri chinensis (Chinese tree shrew)
Lineage: Eukaryota; Metazoa; Chordata; Mammalia; Scandentia; Tupaiidae
Gene: B3GNT3
Product: UDP-GlcNAc:betaGal beta-1,3-N-acetylglucosaminyltransferase 3
Exons: 3
Coding region: 43-1104 (353 amino acids)
Biological process (GO): poly-N-acetyllactosamine biosynthetic process; protein O-linked glycosylation
Cellular component (GO): Golgi membrane
Molecular function (GO): N-acetyllactosaminide beta-1,3-N-acetylglucosaminyltransferase activity
Source: RefSeq, a predicted model, not a curated record
ACAGGGACUUCCUCCGAGGGACCCCAGACCCUGGCUGCGAGAAUGAGGACUCCCCGGCCCCAAAUAUACCUUACGCUGACGGCAGGUGCAAUCACCCUCCUUCUCUUCCGACUGCACCUGUCCCCGCCCGUCUGCGUGGUCCCGGAGUCCCCAUCGGGCACCCCCGAGGUUCAGACCUGGCCCAUGCCACCUGCUCGCCCAUCUCCGACCCCGUGCCAGGCCAACGAGUCCAUGGCCUCCCUGCCGGAGUUUUUGGGCCAGCCCCAACACGUGCGGAACUUCCUGCUGUACCGGCACUGCCGGGACUUCCAGCUCCUGCAGGACGCGCCGCUGGAGAAGUGCGCGGGGCCCGUGUUCCUGCUCCUGGUGAUCAAGUCCUCGCCCGGGAACUACGAGCGCCGGGAGCUGGUGCGCCGCACCUGGGGCCUGGAGCGCCGUGUGCUGGGGCUGCAGCUGCGCCGCCUCUUCCUGGUGGGCACUGCGCCCAGCCCGCACGAAGCCAGCAAGGUGAACCGGCUGCUGGCGCUCGAGUCGCAGAGGCACGGUGACAUCCUGCAGUGGGACUUCCACGACACCUUCUUCAACCUGACGCUCAAGCAGGUGCUGUUCCUUCAAUGGCAAGAGACGAGAUGCAGCAACGCCAACUUCGUGCUCAACGGGGAUGAUGAUGUUUUUGCACACACAGAUAACAUGGUCUCCUACCUGCAGAACCAUGACCCCAGCCGCCACCUUUUUGUGGGUCACCUGAUCCAAAAUGUGGGGCCCAUUCGGGUUCCCUGGAGCAAGUAUUAUGUCCCAAAGGUGGUGACUCAAGAAGAGCAUUAUCCUCCCUACUGUGGGGGCGGUGGCUUCCUCCUGUCCCGCUUUACGACGGAUGCCAUACGCCCGGUGGUGGGAGGGUUCAUCGAGGCUGUGAAAGAGGUCUUCCCUCUCCUGACCUGUGAUGUCAUACGGUCUAAUGCAGUCACCACAAACAGAAUAGAGACAGCUGUCCAUGGAAGGCAUAGAACCUCAGAUUCUGGAAUCUCCCCAGGGCUUGUCUCCCUGAGAAUUCAGGAAAUUCAGGAAGGGUACUGGGGCUGGAGGGGUCUUCACCAGGUCUGA